AUGAGUGAAUUUCCCAACUGGCUUACGGAUGAUUAUAUUAAGAAGAUCUUCAAUGAUUUCUUCGACAGAGAAAGAAAGUUGAAAGAACCAAUUGAUUGGGAUGUUGAUUUGCAGUUUUACGAGAAACACAUUGAGAAUAUAGCGACAAAGUUGUUUAAAGUGAAGGUGACAAAUAAGAAGGAUCCAAAAGAAGUUUACAGUGCUUUUGUUAAGACUCUGUGUGAAUCAUCGCCGAAUAAUUUUCAGCUCACGUUCUCUCUUCAGGAGAUCAUGUUUGAGAGAGAGGGAGAAGUUUAUGAGGAUUUUAUCAGUAAACUUCCUCACAUUCUGCCCAAGAUUGAGGAAUGUGAAUUGCGAUUCCCAAAACUCUACCACUUCUCCAAGAAUCCCCUGGUCGUGGUGAUAGAAGAUGUAUCCCAGGAAGGCUUCGAGAAAUUCCCGGAUCCCUAUUCACUUGACGACUGCCGAAAAGUCUUUCAGCAUUUGGCCAAAUUCCAUGCGUUUUCUUACUUUCUACAUCAUGAAUUGAACAUCGACAUGUCCAAGUUCACCAAUUUCAUUUGGAAGGAUUUGGCCAAGAAUGUGCCGAUUGUGAAUCUGGCUUAUGGGCAAUUCAUUGAGGUCGUUAGUAGUUGGGAAGGAUGCUCAGAAUUCGCUGAAAAACUCCGGAAAUUCCAGCCUCACUAUUGCGAUGCUAUAAUUGAUUCCUCGCACCCAAAAGAUGACGGAUUCAACGUCUUGAGCCAUGCAGAUUUCCACAAGCAUAAUCUUCUAUUCAGAAACAACAAGAAGGAUUGUGUUGUCAUUGAUUACCAGUUAAGCGCCUGGAGAAGUCCUGCCUAUGACAUCAUUGGGGCAUUCAAUAUCUUCUGUGAGCCAGAGGAUAAUAUCAAUUCUAGGGAUAUCCUCCUGAGCUCCUACCACAAGGAGUUUAAGUUUAUCCUGCGUAAGCUAGGAUUCUCCCACAGAAUCCCAACUUUACUGGAUCUUCACGUGGAAGUUCUCAAAUGCGGAAUUUUGGAUGUGGUCUACUGGUCGAUCUACAAUCCCAUGGGUGCGCUGUCGGAAAAUCCCGGUGAUAAAAGACAAUUUAUAGUGCGAUAUGUUGAAGCAUUGAAUUCUUCUCGUCAGAGGCAGUUAGCUGCUGUUUUUCCAACAUUUCUCAAUCGUGGAUAUCUCGACUGUGACGAGAAUGACUAGAAAAAUUUAAAAAUAUUAGAUGUUAUUGCUUGUUUUUCAUGGUUUUUAGGAAAAUUCUUUCUCAAAUAAAUUAUGAC
Molecule: messenger RNA, 1277 nt
Organism: Phlebotomus argentipes
Lineage: Eukaryota; Metazoa; Arthropoda; Insecta; Diptera; Psychodidae
Exons: 3
Coding region: 1-1200 (399 amino acids)
Source: RefSeq, a predicted model, not a curated record